AUGGCGAAGUUAAAUACAGAUGGAACGAGCAAAAUUAACAAGGUAGCUGGAUGUAGAGGGUUUGUUAGCGAUCACUUAGGCGUUUGGAGGAUAGAUUUUUCAAAAUUUUUAGGGUUGUGUAAUGCAUUACUUGCGGAGUUAUGGGGUGUGUUUGAAGGUUUCAAGUUAACAAAAUCUUUGGGUUUAAGAAGGGUGGAGGUGAAUAUGGACUCUACUUUGGUGAUCAUGGCAAUUGAAGAAGGUACGAUAGAUAUAAACUGUGUUGCCAUUCUUCGAAGUAUCAAACAACUUAUUAAUGAUCAUGAGGUUGUGAUAGUCUCCAAUACUUAUAGAGACUCUAAUAAAUGUAGUGAUGGUGAAUCAUGGAUGCAUGAUAAAAAUUUCUUCUAUUUUUAA
Messenger RNA from Vicia villosa (hairy vetch), 396 nucleotides. RefSeq lists its product as uncharacterized. The record is from RefSeq and is a predicted model, not a curated record. Gene Ontology annotation, molecular function: nucleic acid binding; RNA-DNA hybrid ribonuclease activity. The transcript has a single exon. The coding region runs from base 1 to 396 and encodes 131 amino acids. NCBI's taxonomy places the organism in Eukaryota, Viridiplantae, Streptophyta, Magnoliopsida, Fabales, Fabaceae.